UGGAAAGUGCGAUAUUUGUGAACCAUCAGUCACUGGAAUCCUACAAAGUGUGCACUUUUGAAGCUCCUUUUUAUUCUCAUUAGGCAUGAUUCCGACCACAGAUGUAUCAAUUAUUCCAGUGAAAAUGAUACUUCAUGAUAAUUCAGUACAAGUCUGUCACUCUCAGAAAGUAUAUAUUAUUUGUUGUUCUAAUACAAAAUGUCGUACGUCCUUUGGGUGCAUGCGCAUGAGCGAUUCACACAGAGAAGUCGGUAAAUUUGGCACGGGACCGCGUCCAGCGUUGCCAGAUCCUCGUGAUUCCGUUAGUUCCAAUUUUUUGACUGCGUUCACGUCUAUCUGUUGAAAUUCCCAUGAAUUCUCGCGUUUACUGACGUUUGUAAUCCUCAAAUUGUCAAAUUUAUGGAUUUAAAAUAUUAAAACAUGUCAGAAUCGUUCAGCGCGAUUGUUUACAAGUGUCUGAAGGCUCUCGUUACGACUUCGUUGAACACAAAUGCAUCUUGCGUCGUUAUUCGCUUCCACGAGAAAGGCCUUCGUCUUCUCGUGGGUGAUAAUGGGGAAGGACUGGCCCCCGAUGAUCUGGAAAAUCUUGCGGUUGACGAGAAUAAUGCGGGGGGAUUGAUUGCAUCCCAGUGUUUACGAUUGUUUGAGACGAACGUCGUGAGGCUGCGAGAGGUCACAGCCUCCGUAUUUGUUAUGAGUAGACACAAAGACAAUGAUACCUUCGGAAAGAUGAUAACGAAAGAUUUGGUCUUCGAGAGGAGAAAGAUCCCGAGACGUCCAUCACCGGGAACCACAGUUUCUCUGAAGUUUUUCCGAGACCGAAUUGAUGAUACGAAGGUUUUUAUCCAUGAGUUGAAGUCCAUUGUUGGGUCUUUCGCUUUGAAUAAUCCUCAGGUAUUCUUUUCAUUUCGCGAUGACGAAUCGAUGAAAACACUUUUCCGCAUCAGAAGACAGAGCGAAGCAAUGCACACGCUCCAAAUGAUCUGCAAUCAAUCUCUGGAGCCAGAAAAAAUUCAGUACAUUCAGAACGAGAGGAUAAGAAAUCGAGUAAUCACUGGGUACUUCGGUUACGACUGCUCUUUGGAAACUAUCCAGAGGAUAUUCCUGAACAACGAAGAAGUGAAGUGUCCAGAGAUCGAAAAAAUCAUCACAACCAAUUACCUGAAGACUGUGAACUCCUACGGUAAUGGGAAUGGUCUCCACUUCAGCCCGAAGAAGGAAAAAAUACUCUUCCUCCUCUACAUCAAGGCGCCUGAUGAUUCUCUUCGUAAUUUGAUCGAGGACGAGGGGUUCUUGGAUACUAUAGAGCUGCGUGUCAUCAGGGCACUUUUCCUGCAGCUCGAGACAAUCUCUCUGAAGAUAUUGAAACACAUCUUCCCAUUGAAGAUCAAAGAGUCUGUCAGGGGCCAGCAAAAGGCCCCUAAAAAACGAAAGAAUAAAGACGUGAAAACUCCAAUCUUGAAGAAGAGAUUUCUCCCAGACUUUAAACAGGUCAGCCUGCCCCUGCUCAACUUCACCUGCAAGCAAUCUCGAGUCUCGAUGAAACAUCAGAGUUCUCACGAAGGACGGAAUGAGAAUUCAAUGGAAAUUGUUGUUGAAAAAUCUAAAACUGCGGGCGAUGUUGAGACCAUCUCGUUGAUCGACAGUCCCGAAGAUUUUGGAGAGUCCAAUAUGAAUAUGAAUGAUGAGUUGGAUGGGGGAGGGACACAUGAGGCGGAGGAGAGAGAGGGGAACUCUUGGGAGAAGUCCUAUGUUUUGGAGGAUCUGGGUGAGUGGUCUGAUUGGAUUUAUGAAGACUCUCAGAGUCGUGGGUUUAAUCAACAGACGUAUUACAAUUUUUUACCCCAGAAACUUCGACAUCUUGUUCCUGUAAAGCAGCAGUUGACGAGGAGAGAAAUUUUUGAUCGGUCGAGGGACCGGGGGGGUCUCAGAUGGAACAGGAUGGAGCAUAAAAUUGAACACGCAAAUUUACCAAGACGUCAAGACUCUCACAUCAGACCCUGCAAAAACUCCCAAAAGAGAAGAAUGGAACUAACGCUAGAGAAGCCGAUAUUAAAAAACAUGAAGGUGCUAGAUCAAGUGAAUAAAGAAUUUAUCGCCGGAGUCGCACAAUACGAGGACAAAAAAUAUCUCCUCCUGAUUGAUCAACACGCGAUGGAUGAAAGAAUCCGCUACGAAACCCUUCUGCGAGAAUACAGGUGUAAUCAAAAUGCUCUAUCACUGUCCCAUCUGUAUUGCCCACUGGAGAUUUCGGAACUCCCCGAGAAAGUUAUGCCGCCGAUACUAACGAACUCACAAGUGUUAAAAUGUUUCGGUGUGACAUUCAAACUAAAGAGUGAAAAUAGUGUAGUAGUGUCGACAGUGCCAAAUUGUUUCUUACCAAAGAGACGUAGCAAACCCCUAAAUAUGGUAAAAAGUGUCAAGGAUUUGAUCAUCGAAAUUGGAGAGAAGUUGAUCAGCAAGAGUGGUGUCAAGUGUCUGCCCAUCGUGAUCCAUAAUGCUGUUGCUUCAGAGGCUUGUCAUGGUGCUAUCAGAUUUGGCGACGUAUUAAACGUGAAUCAAUGUGAAACCCUCGUGUCCCACUGGAUUGAGACAGAGUUACCGAAUCGAUGCGCGCAUGGUCGUCCAGCGGUCGUCCCAUUGAUGGAAAUAAAUGCCUACAGUCGAAGGUAUCAACAGGUGUGUAAGGAAAAACUCAACUUUGGAUCUCUGAAGAAACAACUCAAGUUAUAGUAUUGAAUUGAUUGUUUAAAGGAUAACAAGAAAUAUAAAUAUUUCACGUAUUUUAUAGGAUUGGGGGUGUGUUUAUUUCUGUGUAGGGGAGG
Diachasma alloeum is the source of this 2825-nucleotide messenger RNA. RefSeq lists its product as uncharacterized. Gene Ontology annotation, cellular component: mismatch repair complex. The record is from RefSeq and is a predicted model, not a curated record. The transcript is spliced from 9 exons. NCBI's taxonomy places the organism in Eukaryota, Metazoa, Arthropoda, Insecta, Hymenoptera, Braconidae. Gene Ontology annotation, biological process: mismatch repair. Gene Ontology annotation, molecular function: ATP binding; ATP-dependent DNA damage sensor activity; ATP hydrolysis activity. Bases 421 to 2733 code for a protein of 770 amino acids.